CGGUGUGUUCAAGCACGUCAUGCCUCAAGCAACUGCACCUAUCAAGGUUAGAAUAGCGCUGUUAGAUCCCCGUCUGCUACAAUAAACGCCUUCUAUAGUGUAGCAUUGCAACUUGCAAUACAUCGUAUUUCGAGUAGUGAUCAUUGUCGUGAGCAAUUUCGUUGUCCACGUUGCUUUUAGAUCUGCUAUUAUUUAUCCGUUGAAGGACUGCACGGGGCAUCUCUGCCUAAGACAUGUUUGCAUGCGGGUCUUUGUUAUCACUUCAUUUCUCUCUGCAGAAGACGAAGCCCAGCAAGAACACUUCAGGAAGAUUCGGUUCUUUGCGGGAGUGAAUGAAGGUGACUCGCAUUCACGGCAAUGCGGAGAAUCCAGGAGAGAGAUAAGGGUACCGAUCAAUUGAGUAAGAAAUUAUAAACGCGAGUGGGUGUUUAUUGAUUGAUCAGCAUUUUAUAUCAGGCCAGUUUCUUCAGUUGAUGUGUAUGCAUGAGUUCGGCACCGAAUGGGCGCAAAAACCGCCCCAAAACUGCCGGGACCAGUUUCCAGAUCGGCAAUAAGCCCCCGGCUCGCAGAGAGUCGGAGCGCAGGGAGAGCAGUGAAGGGCUCCGCGCCGCAGCGGACUGCAGAAUGGUUGUCCAGGAGUUCAAUACACUUGUGGCCCUCUAUAGGGAGUUGGUUAUCUCUGUUGGAGAGAUUUCUGCGGAUUGUCCCUCUCUUCGUGCUGAAAUGCAAAAGACACGCAAGAAAGGGUGUGAGAUAGCAAGGACUGCACAUCAAAACCUCUCUGCAAUAUCAGGCUCAGAGGAUGGAGAAAUACAUCCGGAAAUCUGCCGUCUCUUCAUCCAGCUGCAGUGCUGUUUGGAAAUGUACCUGACGGAAAUGCUAAAGUCAGUGUGCCUGCUGGGAUCCCUACAGCUCCACAGGAAAGGAAAACAAUAUUCAGGGCCAACAAAGGGGGACAGUAAGAAAGAGGACAGCUCUGACAUCCCCAUCCUUGAAGACACUUCUUCCACUCCACCGGACUGUUCGCAGACCUUCUUCCUGGUGGCCACAGACAUGGAGAACAUCGAGAGGGACAUGACAGAAAUGAAAAAUCUGCUUAGCAAACUCAGGGAGACGAUGCCUUUACCACUAAAGAACCAAGAUGACAGCAGUUUGUUGAAUUUGACGCCAUACCCCUUGGUCAGGCAGAGAAAGAGGCGUUUCUUUGGUCUUUGUUGUCUGGUGUCCAGCUAAAAGCUCUCUCCCAGAAUCCAGUCACAAAUAACUGCAUUUCCUCACAAUGUGUGACACUCACCAAUCAACAGUACUACUGCCAUUUCCCAAAUCAGUGCUUUCUUUUGGUGAGUUCUGUCCAAUUUCUUACUGCUAUGAGAAUAAAUGGUAAUAUCUUUGUAACAUCAGUAGUAAUAAAAAUAUAUAUGAUCAAAACAAGAGAUUUUUCAUUUUUAAGUGAAUGUAUGUUUGUUCUUAUUAUGCGUUGUAAAGAGAAUGGUUCCUAGUAUGAAUAACUACUAUGUUUGUCCUGUUCCAUUGCUUUUGUGGAGUAUGACACCAUCUAGUUUCUAUUGCAUUAUCACACAUUUAAUGUGCUGUGCUUUAUUGUCAGGGGUUGUAAUGAGGAUUACAAGACUGCAAAUUAGAACAGAGGUUACAAUAGGUACUUUAUGACAUAUGUAACAAUUUUGAUGCUAAACAUUUGUACCGGUAUGCUUAAUUUGCAUUAACUUAUCAUCAACACAAAGCAAUACAGCACAACAUGAGUGAAUGUGGUUUCUGUUGAUUUCUUUGAUCUGAUUUGUGUGUGUGUGUGUGUGUGUGUGUGUGUGUGUGUGUGUGUGUGUGUGUGUGUGUGUGUGUGUGUGUGUGUGUGUGUGUGUGUGUGUGCGUGCGUGGAUACUGUUUCCAUGUUUUUAUUACAGUAUUAUUUAGUCUUCCAUUAAACCGAAAAUCCUGUAACUUUUUUCUGUUUGAUUCAGCCUUUAGAAUACAAUACCUGAAGAAGCCUUUGUAUAUAAAGAAUAUAUCUAUUAAUAUAAAAUUUUAGAGAUGUACAUAUACAAUGUAAACCUAGCACUGAAUUAUUUUACAAAACUGAUUCUUUGAAAGAGAUUGUCAGUGAAGGGUGGCAUGUCUAUCCAUCUGGUGUGAUAUAUGUCCAGAUUGGAGGGGCUCAGCAUGGGUCUUGCUUAUUAGUAACAGUUAUAAACAAGGCUGUAAACAUGUCUUGAACAUUGGUGAGGACAAAAACAUUUUGGGGGUGGGGUUCACGGGUGUUGAGGACACAAAUGUAAUUAUUUAAUUACAAUUUAUAAUUUUCUGAAUAAAGGCUUUAAAUGCAUACAUGUUUUUACGUUUAUGAUGAUUGGAGGGGACUUGUCCCCCUCAAUGUUUAUUGUGGUUAUGGCCCUGGAUCUAAAUGUGUCAGGCAUGGUGCAUAUAAUGUAAUUUAUGAAAAAGCACAGUUUCA
Molecule: messenger RNA, 2467 nt
Organism: Xyrauchen texanus (razorback sucker)
Lineage: Eukaryota; Metazoa; Chordata; Actinopteri; Cypriniformes; Catostomidae
Product: regulator of G-protein signaling 7-binding protein A
Exons: 6
Coding region: 484-1233 (249 amino acids)
Biological process (GO): G protein-coupled receptor signaling pathway
Cellular component (GO): neuron projection; nucleus; postsynapse
Source: RefSeq, a predicted model, not a curated record